This is a messenger RNA of Danio rerio (zebrafish), 5116 nucleotides long. It is a transcript of the gene sulf2b, whose product is annotated as sulfatase 2b. Lineage: Eukaryota; Metazoa; Chordata; Actinopteri; Cypriniformes; Danionidae. The record is from RefSeq and is marked validated. Gene Ontology annotation, cellular component: extracellular region; Golgi apparatus; Golgi stack. Gene Ontology annotation, molecular function: calcium ion binding; sulfuric ester hydrolase activity; arylsulfatase activity. Gene Ontology annotation, biological process: embryonic skeletal system development; cartilage development; chondrocyte development.
GACAGAUGAGUAAGUGCUGUGAGUGUGUGUGGAGUGUUUCCAGCAUUAUCUGCUUCUCAAGGAUCCCGUUAAGAUGGUCCCGUAGCCCUUCAUGCUCCAUAUCUGGAUAUUUGUACUUUAAUGUGGGAUGAGCAAGACAUCGACACCAUGAGGUGCCAGAGGGUGAAGUUGGUGUAGUGUGAGCGGGUCCCCGUCGCGGGUCACAGUUUUAGUGGUGGUGAUGGCGGCACAUGGACUUGCGGCUCGACUCUUGCCACUGCUGCUGCUGGCCAUGUUGGCAGUAGCUCAUGCCUCCAUCUUCCUGUCCAAUCAGAGACUCAAACCUCGAUUCCAACGAGACCGUCGAAACAUCCGGCCCAACAUCAUCCUUAUCCUCACUGAUGAUCAAGACAUUGAGUUGGGCUCCAUGCAGGUCAUGAAUAAGACCCGGCGGAUCAUGGAACAGGGUGGAACGCACUUUUCCAAUGCGUUCGUCACCACACCCAUGUGCUGUCCGUCACGCUCCUCCAUGCUGACGGGGAAAUAUGCCCACAACCACAACACCUACACCAACAACGAGAACUGCUCUUCGCCCUCUUGGCAGGCCCAGCAUGAGCCGCGCACUUUUGGAGUUUAUCUCAACAACACCGGCUACAGGACAGCAUUCUUUGGGAAGUAUCUGAAUGAGUAUAACGGUACUUACAUUCCCCCGGGCUGGAGAGAGUGGGUCGCAAUGGUGAAGAAUUCCCGCUUCUACAACUACACCCUGUGCAGGAACGGCGUCCGAGAGAAACAUGGAUUUGAAUACCCAAAGGACUAUCUGACAGAUCUCAUAACCAACGACAGCAUCAAUUACUUCCGCAUGUCAAAGAAGAUUUACCCACACAGACCCGUCCUGAUGGUGAUCAGUCAUGCUGCCCCUCACGGCCCAGAGGAUGCGGCCCCACAGUACACGACUGCCUUCCCCAAUGCAUCCCAGCACAUAACGCCCAGUUAUAACUACGCCCCUAAUCCGGACAAACACUGGAUUAUGCGCUACACCGGCCCCAUGAAGCCCAUUCACAUGGAGUUCACUAACAUGCUGCAGCGCAAGAGGCUGCAGACGCUGCUGUCCGUGGAUGACAGUGUGGAGAAGGUAUAUAACAUGUUGGUGGACACUGGGGAGCUGGACAACACAUAUGUGAUCUACACUGCCGACCAUGGAUACCACAUCGGUCAGUUCGGCCUAGUCAAGGGCAAAUCCAUGCCUUACGAGUUCGACAUCAGAGUUCCCUUCUACAUUCGUGGCCCUAAUGUGGAGGCAGGAGGCAUCAACCCCCACAUAGUUUUGAACAUAGACUUGGCCCCCACCAUCCUGGACAUCGCUGGCAUGGAUGUUCCUCCAGAUAUGGACGGCAAAUCCAUCCUCAAGCUUCUGGACACAGACCGCAUGAUGAACAGGUUCCAGCUCAACAAGAAAGGCAAAGUGUGGAGGGACUCGUUCCUGGUGGAGAGAGGGAAACUGCUGCACAAAGUGUUGAAUGAUGGGAAAGAUAUGGCUGAGGAGGAGAACUACCUCCCCAAAUACCAGCGUGUUAAAGACCUGUGCCAGCGCGCCGAGUACCAGACGCCAUGUGAACAGAUUGGGCAGAAGUGGCAGUGUGUUGAAGAUGCCACAGGGAAGCUGAGGUUGUCUAAAUGUAAAGGCAUGUCCAGUCUGAGCGCAGUGCAGAAGCCGUCCGUCUCCAGCAUCAAAUCCCAGCUUUACCUGCAGAGCAUCAGCACUCCUGAUGUCAGUCUUAAUUCAGAGCCGCAAGAAUGCAACUGCCAGCCCAAGAGUUACAGACUGAGCACUUACUCCAAGAGCAAACUCUUCUCCAAAAAGAAGAUGAAGUCUCUAAAGAGCUUCUCCAGGAACCGUUUCGCUCGAGCCCUGUCCAUGGAGACUGGAGGAGAUCUAUAUGCGGUGGAUCUGGACAAUGAGCACAGGAACCUCAGUCUGAGGCACAGCACUGCGGAUGAGGAUGAGGAGUUCAGUGGGGCAGAGCCCACCACCAUCAGCCAAAGCAACAGUCUGAGUGUGCCCUCCUCCAUCAAAGUCACUCACAGAUGCUCCAUUCUGGCCAAUGAAACAGUCAAGUGUGACGUGGGUCUCUACAAAUCACUGCAGGCCUGGAAAGACCACAAGCUGCACAUCGACCAUGAAAUCGAGACCCUCCAAACCAAGAUUAAAAACCUGCGUGAAGUCAGGGGUCACCUGAAAAAGGCGCGACCUGAAGAAUGUGACUGCAACAAAUACUAUUACAAAUCCAAGUACAAGAGUAAGCUGAGGAAAUACAAAACAGGAAAUGUCCAUCCUUUCAGAAAAGGACAGGAGAAGGAUAAGAAGGCAUGGAUGAUGCUGGAGCAGAAGCGCAGGAAGAAGCUGAGGAAGCUGUUGAAGCGUCUGCGUAACAAUGACACCUGCAGCAUGCCCGGCCUCACCUGCUUCACACAUGACAACCAGCACUGGCAGACUGCUCCAUUCUGGACACUGGGGCCAUUUUGUGCAUGCACUAGUGCCAAUAACAACACCUACUGGUGCAUGAGGACCAUUAAUGAGACGCACAACUUUCUCUUCUGCGAGUUUGCCACUGGCUUUCUGGAGUACUUUGACAUCAACACAGAUCCAUAUCAGUUGGUGAACGCGGUAAACACACUGGACCGGUACGUCCUCAAUCAGCUGCACGUUCAGCUCAUGGAGCUCAGAGGCUGUAAGGGACACAAGCAGUGUAACCCUCGCACCCGCAGCCUCGACAUGGGGGGUAAAGAGAGAAGCAGCUAUGAUGAAUACAGGCAGUUUCAGCGCCGGAAAUGGCCUAAAGUGAGGAAGCCUGUCUCCAAAUCGCUAGGACAGAUUUGGGAAGGAUGGGAAGGCUAAUGUUUGGAAUGAUGAGGACGUCCCGGAAGACACCAACCUGUUUCCCGGCGAGUCGAACUGGUCUGAACUUGAACCUUUGUACAGACUUGAUGAACACGCCUACGAUCUCAAACUCAACUUCACCCUCAGCCUCGAGGACUGGGCUCAUUUCAGCCACUCCGUGGACCAAAUGUUCACCCUCCUCAGCAACGACAACCAGCCGUACACUCCACCGCACUCUGAAGACAGACUAACAGGACGAGGCCACGCCCUUGUGUCCUCAAGCCAAUCAGCUUCAGCUAUCUACCUGACAACUCUGGCCACGCCUGCUCUUUUGCUGAGAGAAGCAGGUGCUGAGGUUUUGAGAGACGCUUUGGGGCUCAACCAACAGGAACAACAUCCAUCAAAUUCCGUACAACCUAUUGCGUCACAAGUGGACAAAUCAAGCCUGGAUGCUCCUCUUGGAGACCUAAAAGAGGACAGAGAGAAAGAAAGGAGGGACGAAGAAGAAGAGGAGGAGUUAAGGACAGGAAGGUUAAGCUCCACUCACUGUGACUGCAAUGAGAUUUUGCAGGAAACGGGUUGACUUUUGUGUUUUAUUUCUCUUGCUCAUAUCGUUCCUCCUCAGAAAGACUUUUUCGAUGGAUGUUAAAUACCAGCGUACAGUGCUUCAGGUUGAUUGUCGUCUCCUGUAUUUGUUCCUAGCCUCAGAAAUUUCCUGCAACACUCGGUCUGUUUUCCCAUUCUGUCCAUGAGAUCGACUAGGCUUUGAAUGGAGCACAUCUUCUACCUUUUAACUUAGAGUCUUCUCUCUGUUUUUAUUCUUUGAUCUUUUUGUUUUUUUAAAGGGAUUUGGGGACUUAAAUUCAUAGCAGUAAAACUUCACAAAGAAGUGAGUCGUUGUGUCUGUUCAUACUUGAUCCAGUUUGAAACCGGUUUGGCAGCAGAAUCUUUGCUUUUCUUUUGCUGGUUUUCUACAGGAAGCGUCUCGCUUCUCUCUUACACAGCCUUACAACUUCACAAACACCACCUCAAAUACUGUAGGUCAAUGACGAGUGUGUGUGUGAGUGUGAGUGUGAACUUGGUGUUGUCAAAUAUGAACAUGAGUGUGUUAAAAUUGAGCUUUUUGAUUUGAUUGGUUGCGCCCAUUGUGUUACAGUUUGUUUACACUUAAAUAUUGGACCAUUUUUUGGUCCGUUUGUAUAGAAUAAUCUAAAUUUCUUAAACAGUUUAUAAGUUGAACCAACUAAUCACUCAAAAAUGGUUUGUUUGAUGUAUUUGUCAUUAAUUGUGUUUGACUAAAAUGUGUUUCCCCUCGAGCACACCGGGAAAGAAAUGUUGAUGUAUCGAACAUGACUCAUCAUAUUUGUAACCUUAACUUGAUCUUAUAAAAUGUUUUCGCUUUUCACGACGCUACUAAUACCAGAGCAAAUAUAUGAAAUGGAUGUAUGUAUUUUAAUGUGUGUUUUGCAAAUGUAAAUGGUUAAAGGAUAUUUUUAUUACACGUUUGAUGCUAAACCGACCGCCAGCCAUAAAGAUUUCACUCCAGCUUCGAGUUUUAUUAUUUAUGCAGCAUAUUUUUUUAACAGUUCUUUAAUACACAUGUCCAGAUUUAUUUUAUGGUGACGUAUCUGAGAUUGUUUAAAUUAUUAAUCUGCCUUCCCCUUUUGUUUCAUCCAUUGCUGUUUUGAGAUUAUAAUGAUCAUAAUCUGAUCCUCGAUCUUACACUUCAUCAGUUCACUGUAAAAAAAAAAUAAUAAAAAAAAGCAGGGUUUCACGGAAUUCAUUCAUAUUGUCCCAACACAAAUCGAUUAAAUAACAAUUAAGUGGAUUAAGCAUAAAACAGUUAGGUUGUCCCAACCAAAAUCCUCAAGAAUUGUUUCAGCUUAUUUUAAAUAUGUAAUUUGACUGUGUGUUUACAUAUUUCAUCAUAUCCACCCCUCACCUCUGUGAGUGGCUGUACUAAAAGCAGUUUUGUCUAAGAUUGUGGUUGUUUUGAAAACCAUCAGAAUUGCUUAAAAGUGUAAAAAAUGGAGGAUGUGAGAUGUUUAGGAGACUCUUAUGGAAGGAUACAUUUUCCUCUGGCACUUUCAAAAGGAAGGCUUUUUUCUUAAAAUAGGAUUUAAAAGAAAUGAGAGAUGGUUUAAACAUAAAGUCUUGUACAGUUCUAUAGAUUUAUCAUACCUAUAUUUUUGUUUCGGUUUACCAGUGACCAUUUGAUAGUGCUCAUUACUUUGUGAAUAAAGUGUUGAAUGCCCA